AUGAUGCAAGAUUUACAAGAAAACGAAACUUUGUAUAAGUGCAAGUGGGGGCUUUGUCAAGAGGUGUUCUCCACGACUCGUCAACUAUGGAUGCACGUAGAAACUCAUGUCGUUGACGCGCAAACUCGCACCGUUGUCAUUCGACAACCUGAGAAAGAAGGAUCGAACGAGGUUGUAUCGUUAGAAAUAAUUCAGCCUAAGGCUCAAGAGAAUAUUACAUCAAAUAAUAUAAAUAGCGAGCUUUCAUCAAUGACAACAACGAACAACUUUAACGCGAAUCCAGAUAACUCAACAACCAGCCAACCAAAGUGUCAUAGUAGAAAGUUAAAAUAUAUAACAGACUCAAAACUACAAAAAUCAUCUUCUCAAUCACAAUUACCAAUUCCGGGAGUAAUGCCACAAGUGCCAGUUUCUUUGCAAAGCUCUACACAGUCACCUGAAGUUGCACGACCACAGCAAUCAAUGCUUUUACAAGAACCAAUGCAAAUUUCACAGAUUUCUCAGCCACAACAGUCGUUACAGCGAAUUCAAACGUCUGAAGUUUCUCACCCACAACAAUCAAUUUUGCAAUCGCAAAUGCCUGAAAUAUCUUCACAACAACAAUCAAUAUCGCCAAUUCAGAUGUCUGAAUCAAUGCAAUUGCAAUCGCAAAUGUUUGGGGUUUUACAACCACAAACAUCUGGAAAUCCACACUUUCAACAAACGGUAUCUCAAAUACAAUUGGCCAGACUUUUACAAUUGCAAUCACGGAAAUCUGUGGAAUCUCAAGUUUUUAUGAGUACUCAGCAAAUAAUCCCAACCCAACCACCUGCUGACCAUAUGCAAAAAUUGAUGGAAGCACAACAAUCUCAAGCAUUUGCACUACAAAACUUGAUGAAUAAUCAAUCAAAUUCACCUAGUGUAAUAGCUCCCGCCAAUAUUAUAUCAUCAUCGAUACCAAACACCUCUACCGUAAUCGGCUAUCAGCGAGUUCGCGUGAAUAAUAAUAGCAAAAUUCUUCACGACAUGAAUAAUGUCAGCAGCCAAGUUCUUCACGAUGUGAAUAAUGUCAGCCAAGUUCUUUUACCGAUAUUGAGUAAUAUGAAUAAUGGAAAUCAGAUAAGCCUUUCAACGACAUCAUUACAAACCGCACCUUCAAGAGUUUAUACACAGAGAUCAAGAACAUAUAUGUCGCGAUCGCAAUUGCCUUAUCCAUCCAUUAGACCUUUUGAUCCUCAACACGCUAUGCAGAACACACAAAAUAUUCAAAUGCCAAUCCAACAUAAUAAUGUCACAACGCCGGUGAUGAAUAACUUGAAUUCAUCGAGGCCAAAUUUACACCAUUAUGUUGGACCAAUGGCACAAAACACAAAUAAUGUAAUUCAUCACACUCGAAGCUCGUCGUAA
Molecule: messenger RNA, 1386 nt
Organism: Ambispora gerdemannii
Lineage: Eukaryota; Fungi; Glomeromycota; Glomeromycetes; Archaeosporales; Ambisporaceae
Source: the annotation of a GenBank genome assembly